Messenger RNA from Culex pipiens pallens (northern house mosquito), 1614 nucleotides. RefSeq lists its product as uncharacterized. Bases 94 to 1407 code for a protein of 437 amino acids. The transcript has a single exon. NCBI's taxonomy places the organism in Eukaryota, Metazoa, Arthropoda, Insecta, Diptera, Culicidae. The record is from RefSeq and is a predicted model, not a curated record.
CGUUUAGUGGUACACAGUGAAGGUUUUUAGUUGAUCGUGCGGAAAAGAAUACCUACUAAGCAGAUCUACCUCGGUGCAGCGCCCGUUGGCCAGAUGGCCACGGCUAACGAGUCCACAAUGGGUUGGCCUCCAAUCCAGAACGGCAACAACCUGAACCCGAACAGAAGAACGCUACAAACAUGGAUGGACCCCAAGAAUGAACACGGUCAGGUUGAAAUUCUGCAGCUGAAAGCGACACAAGGCGGAAAACUACCAAACAACCCCUUUAUUAUUUCCAAAACCAUCGAGAACACAGUGGGAAAGAUCGCAGCAGCCCACACGGAAGGAAAAGGAGAACGAUAUGUCCUGAAGGUGCGAAAUCAUGCGCACUUCGAAAAGCUGCAAACUGUAACUAAGCUCAUUGACGGUACCGACGUCCAGAUCAUACCCCACCCUACGCAGAACAUCGUGAAAUGUAUUGUCACUUGCCGGGAAGCCGAGACCUUGAGUGAAGAGGAACUACAACAAGAAUUGGAACAACAAGGGGUCCGAGCAGUACAUCGAAUCAAGAAGUUUGUCAACGGAGCACAAAUCGGAAAACCAACACUCGUCAUCACCUUCAAUGGAACUGUUGCACCAGAAUACCUGUUCUUUGGGCUCAUUCGUAUCAAAACAAGAACCUACUAUCAAUCUCCUCUGCUAUGCUACAAGUGUUUUGAUUACGGCCAUCCUAAAACGAAAUGCGCUAACCCCUCUCGUUGCUCCAACUGUUCCCAAUCUCAUGUGGAGGAGCUAGACAAGUGCCCCAAUGCUACUUUUUGCAAAAACUGCGAACAAGCCCACUCACCAAAAGACAAAAAGUGCCCUAUUUAUCUCAAAGAAAAUGCCAUUAUUCAUCUCAAAACAGACAAAAAUUGUACGUACAGCGAAGCUAAAGAGAUUUAUGACCAAGAAAACAGUACUGUUACCUUCGCAUCAAAGGUGCAAGAGAGAUUACAACAAGCGAGGGACGAAUCUGCAAAAGAUGAUGAGAUCAAAAAGCUAAAACUGGAAAUUGAAAAACUUAAGAGCAUAGCAAAAGAAAUCGUUGCAAUUAAAGGUCAAAACAUAAAGCUGCGAGAACAAUACAAGAAAAAACUGGAAGAAAAUUACAUUCUCACUAAACAACAAAACGAUACCCAAGCUACACCAGACAACACGAACCCGCCACUAGAUCCGUCACCUAAAACACCUGAAACAAAACCCAAGCCGAUUAACAAACGAUUACUAGGCAAAACAUCCUCGAUACCUAUUCAGCCUUCGAAAAAAAUGGUAACUUCUGAAGACGAACCCGACGUAAACAUCACCCUGGAAGACAACUCGGAAGACAGCCAAGUCCUCAUGGACGAAGAAAUGGCAGAUCGUGACCUAACAUCUCCAACACUUUAACAAUGGCCAGUACAGACAACUCCAACUCAAACGAUAACGACAACUUUUUGUAUAACUGGACGAAAUCCACUGAAAUUUGGAACAAAAACGACAACAAAAAAGACAAUCCUAAUUCAACGCAUAUACCCGGAAGUUGGUUUGGGUCUGGUGAAGAGAAAGUAACCAACCCACCUUCCCUUGGGAAGGAGAACGAUCGAUCAGACGGAA